AAGGAACGGUAACCCUGGAACUUCGAUAAAAACACUUAAAGCACAGUUUUAGAUUAUUCAUCUUAUUGGCAUUUAAUUUAUUCCUUGCUAUGCAAAAUCGAAAUAAACUAAGUUUGAUUUUAAAUAUAGAAAUAGAUUUGUCCGCGUAAUGAAUAACAGUAAUAUAAAUAAUGAAACGAAUACAAGCAGAACUUUACCACGAUUGCAAUCAAAUGAUAAUGAUGUCAGUAUUUCCAACAUAACUACAGCUGAUGUUCACAACGUACCACGACAGGAUACACCUUUAAUUCAACAGUCUCUCGAAAAUAUUAGCAUUUCUAUAGGGGAAACUCCAUCAAACAAUUUAGAAUUAACAAAUGAAAGAAGAAAUUCACGUAAUAUAAUGGAGCAUUACGCCCGACUCUUAAGAGAACAAGUAGCAGAAGUCACUAGGAGUCGACUUGGUAAUAUUAUUACUGCAUCCGGAAGUAAUAGCUCAUCUGAUCAGCAAACAACCGGAAUUGGUUCAGGAACUAUCAGAUAUAAUAGAGUCCAUUCACUACCCAAUUCACUAGGGAAUUUAAAUAAUGUUUUAUCACCUGAAGUUUUACGAUCUUUUUCUGCAACAAAUAAUUUCGAAGAGACGACUCGACAUACUCAUGGAAGUGCUGUCAAUAAUCCAAUUAUGUUUACUUUAACUGACCGUAAUGCCGAUGUUCAUACAAACUCCAUUUUAGCGCGACCGCACGCUACGAGGUUAUCAAGUUUAGCGAUUGACCAUCAUAACAAUUUCCGCAAUAAUAUUGCAACGAAUGAUGUCAACAGCUUUACAACUUCGUCAAAUCCAUUGCAUCAAAUAAAUAUAAGAAGGGAUGAGGUAGAAGCAAGUGGAAGUAUUUCAACAGAUCAACAAACAUUUAACAUUCCUGUAAUUCCAACAAGAGGCACAGAAGAGACAGCAACUUCAACAAAUGAAUUGUAUAACACUGGUUACCCGGACAUAGUUAUUACAACCAUUCGUCACUGUCUUCACUAUAUACCCUUUGCAUGUAUAUUGUUCGUAAAAUUUAUUUAUGACCAUUCACUUGCAAUAUUGGAUAUAAUAACAUUACAAUUUGUUAUGUAUUGCGUUAACAAAUCUUUGCAAGCUCAAGUAAUAAGGCUUGAUCAAAAGAAGAACUUGAUAAUUAUACGUGAUCUACUAUUGGUUGUUACUGUAAUUACAAUACGAUUAUUGGCAACAUCGGCUCCACCAGAUCCUUUCAGUUUGCUAAUAGCGCCUCCAGCAAGCGAACGGAGCAUUAUUCAUACUCUUCCUCAGGAUACGAACACUCAUACGACAGAUUCGGCGAAUACAAUUGAAAAGACAAUUAUUAUACCGAAAAUAAUAUCACUAAUAGCAGUUAUAUACUAUAUCGCCAUAAAUGAUCUCCUUCUUAAAUUGAUCACUAUUGCAAUUAAAUUGGUCGUUACUCUCAUACCACUGCGAGCCAUACAACAUAAGACCAGGACACGAUUAUAUGUCUUUAUUGAAUUUUUUUCCCAAUUUUAUCGGUCUUUGGUUCCCAUUCGUCAAUGGUUGUUAUUCCUUUUCGAGUCAUAUUCCGGUUUACACGCUAUUUCAGGUGUGAUGUUUUCUUCUACUUAUAUAGUACUCAAAGGAUGUGAAUUAGCGGAUCGCGGUAAAACACUGAAGAAAUCGUUCAUUAGUUUAUUGAAGGAUGUAAAUAAGUUAGGAAAGCCGGAAAAAGACAAUUUUGAUACCUCCGAUGAGCUUUGCGCCAUUUGUCAAGAUGCAUACGUCUCGCCGGUGGUGCUAGAAUGUGGACAUAUUUUCUGUGACAACUGUGUUACCACAUGGUUUAAACGAGAGCAAACAUGUCCAAUGUGUCGUGCGAAAGUGGGAGAUAACCUAGCCUGGCACGAUGGCACCACAACGUUCUUUUACCAGCUUUAUUAAUAAUUGAUCUUAUAGAGUUAUCGAAUAAAAUUUAAGUUAAAGUUGAACAAACUCUUUUAAUGUUUCUAUUGCUGGUCAUGGAUAACAUUUCUUCAAUGGGAUAGGAAAGAAUCUUUAAAUUUGGUUUUUACGGUUUUUUUAUUUUGCCAAUUGUAUGUUUUUGAAAAAUGAGUCCAUCGGUUUGCGUUGCCAUAGUAUUAAUUUUAGCAUGUCGCUCCUUGCUCACAAUUUCUUCCAUUACU
Zeugodacus cucurbitae (melon fly) is the source of this 2181-nucleotide messenger RNA. RefSeq lists its product as uncharacterized. The transcript has 4 exons. Gene Ontology annotation, molecular function: ubiquitin protein ligase activity. Bases 149 to 1939 code for a protein of 596 amino acids. The record is from RefSeq and is a predicted model, not a curated record. Gene Ontology annotation, biological process: positive regulation of ERAD pathway. NCBI's taxonomy places the organism in Eukaryota, Metazoa, Arthropoda, Insecta, Diptera, Tephritidae.